CACCAAGAAGUGGUGCCCGCCCCGGCAGUCAAGCCGGUUUCUCCGACGGCGCGGAUGGCCUCUCGACAGCGGGCCGCAAAGAUCAAAGCCGCGGCGAACUUCCUGCAUUUGAGGGGACGAGGGGGUGCAGGUGCUGGGAAGCAGGGGGACGGAAACGCCGCGAGCGGACCGGCAACAAGUGUAGGCAAGACGACGAGUGCGAGCGGUAGUGGAAGUGGUGAUAGGAAAGUUCUUCCUGCACAGGAGCAAGAACGCGCAGCCGGCGCAUCGCGACGAUCUGUCGCUCCACCUGGAAGUAGUGCAUCUUCUACUUCUACCAGCGCCACAACUGCAAGUGGGACAGCAGGUACUAGUGGCAUGAUGAAAGGUAAGCAAGCCGCUGCCGCUGGCGCAUCAUCAUCAAGUAGAGCAGCAGCCUCGUCCUAUGCCAGUGGAUACCAAGUAUUACGAAACACGACCAGUGGCGCAAGACAGAGCGCGGCUUACUACUUGGAGCAACAGAACAAGAAAUUGCAAUACCAGGAGGGCCAGAAGGUAGUAACAGAAAGAAGCACUGCUCCCCCUGAUGUUAACUACCUCGGAACUACAUCUAGUUCCGGUUAUUUUCCAACGGCCUCAGGUACGAUUGGAACCAGCGGAGGCGUGGUGGCUGAGUAUAGCGAUAAUUCCAACACGGCCGCCAACAAUUACGCGUAUACUGUCGGAGGUACGACUAGCGAGGCGUAUGGAGCAGCUGCGGGAUCAUCAGCAUCUGCAUCUUCGACCACCACAGCUGCUGAUCACUACGCAGCGCACGCUGCAUACUACGGCGAAGCAACUUCUACGACACCUCCUGCAACUGCUGGCGCAGUAGCCUCAGGAGGAACUGACGUAGGAACCAUAAACGGAACAAACGAAACUUCUAGCGCGGCCUAUGGUACAACUGCAAGAGCUGCGCCGUACGCAUACGAGCAUUAUGACACUGCAGCUGGAGCUCAGUACAGCUACAGCGCUAACGUUACCGAUGGUGGUUUGGAAAAUGCUUAUGCACCCCCAACUUCUGAGCAGGGUCGUGGAGGGUACAACUACAAUCAGCACAGCUACGAGUUGUAUGGCGGUGCGUAUGACGCUUCCUUCACAGCUGCAAGUAGUCCAGCGAGUGCAACUUACUCGACCACACUGUUGAACGGAUCUGCAACAGAUCAGCUUCCGCCCACAGCAGCAGCUGCGGUUUCCCCAGGGGCGGAAAAGGAAGAGCGAAACAAGCCUGGGUCAUCUUUUUCUCCCCCGAUCAUGGGCACCAGCGUCAUCAAUUUCACCUACGAGCAAAACCGCAGCACCGACGCCGACCGGGCAGUCGCGGAGUCUCUGGCUGCGGGCGGAGAUGAUGCUGAUGCUGUGCCUGUCCGUGCUCACAGCACUGCAGUCGAGCAAGAUGAUCUACUGGGAGCCACGAUAAAUAUCUCUGACGAAACGAAGGCGAAGGAUAUGAUCGAAAAAAGGAUGUCGCCGGGUGAGGAACUACUCCUACAGCAGGAAACGGGGUCACUCUUUGACAACGACCAGGAGCAGGUCACGGUGGAGCUGAACAAUGAGGACGAGAGCACGAAGAUGUCGCAGCCGAUUGGCUUGGUAAACGUGGAUAUGAAGGAGACUCUUCCAGGUGGUUCUAGUGGCCAAACAACGGAUCCCCUAAGUACAACAAGAACGGCGAAAAUAACCAAAUCCCUUGCGACGACCGCGGAAGCGCAACUGUCUUCGCUAAUCAUCUCCCCGCCGGGGAAAACCCGCGUGACCACCGGGGACAUUCGGUUAUGGAUUGCAAAAAUGUCUGGGUCUGGGAGAUUGCAACUUGUCGUGCUGUCUUUGGAUUCCAAAAAAAUCUGUAUUGCGUGACCAGCAACAGGAAUCCAGUUUGUGUCACGCGGAGAGCGAAAUUCUCAUGCGGAAUAGACAUCAGGAAGCCCUCUAAAAAUCUGCGAUGCUAGAUCAUGCAUUGCAUGCGCCAUGGAUCAUACAAAAUAUGCAUCACAAACCCCGGAAUCUUCCAGACCCAGACACUUUCGCAAUCCAUAUCGGUGGCUCGCGCACGAAGCUGAUCCCGACUUCGACGAUACUCUGCACGCAGAUGAGAUGCAGAACAACACCAGCACAGGAGAUUUUUAUGCAGCUGCCGCAACUAUGACCGCCUCCGCGUCCGCAGAGAGUCAGAGUCUUGCGAAAAGAUCUUCGGCCGAUGGGCGCGCGCCCGCUCGUCAGUGGGAUGAAGAUAGCAUACCCUUCAGUGCCGCCACCGCAGCUCCGUUCGGCUCCUAUAGGACGAACCGUGGGUCGCUGGGCAGCACCGGUGGCCUGCUGGUCUCCAACAGUCCCUCGGCCGCUGCGAUUGCGAGAAAUUCCAUCAUCCAGGAAAAAGACAAACUACGCAGCGAUACGGGCAUGCUGUUGCACCCCUACUGGCCACGAGCGGAGCAGGCCUUGGGUAAGGAUGAAGAUGCUGCAACGAAUAGCGGUUUGAAUUUGGUGCCUACUGCUGCUCCUGGAGCGCCGACAUCAUCGUCUUCAAGAAAAGUAUUUGCGCGUAUGAGCCCAGAGGAGAUCCAGGCACGGUUGGAAGCGGUGGAGCGGGAUUUGCUCCAAUCAAACGACUUGUUGCAACUCCACCUCCCGACCGAGGACCCGCACCACUUGGAAGUGCCGGAGGAAGGUCAUCACCACGACGAGGAGCGGGAGCACAGGGAGCGGCAGACCGAGAGCAAACAGAUCGAGUUACAUAUUACAAUGAAAAAUGCCCCCACCCCCGAACUUGGGAGUAUUUGCAUUGCAAACCUUUCCAAAAAAAACACUCGCCCUCUUGCAUCUAUCAGCAUCACAGAUUUCCAAUCGUGAAUAGCAAAAACCACUUGUAUUGCAAACGAUCCCAGCAAGAGCGGCGCUUGUCGUGCAAGCGAUGCGAUAUACGCCUAGACCCUGCAUUAGAAAGAUUCAUACUCCUUUCAUGCAUGACAAAAAGUUUUCCUUUGGAAACUUCGCAUCACAAAUUUUUGCGACUGUGGGGGUGGGGGCAUUUUUAACUGCAAUAUUACAGCGGCUGCAGGCCGAGGCGUCAUGGAACGUGGAAAAGAAGAUAUCAUGUGUAAAAACGUCCCCGCCCCAGAGUUGUCAUGCAGAUUUGCACUGACAGGCACAUUUGUAAUGCGCAUCUCCAUGAGCGGAAUUUCUAGUCGUGUUUUGGCUUUUGUAAUGCUGUAACCAGGAUAAGCAGAUGGAUUUGUGAUGCGUUAGCCCUUGCUAACCUGCACUACAGUACGGGCUUGAACUUGUGAUGCAUGAGUCCCAAAACUUCUACGUUUGUGUUGCAAAAUCCUCAUCUUGACUCUGGUGUGGGGACGUUUUUGCUCAGGAUACAAGAGACUGGAGAAUUACCUGAAUACCCUGAAAGGCGAGCUCGGGCGGAUUCGGGAGGCAGCUGGGGUGGGGGUGGCUACCGCUAGCGGUACCGCUCCAGCAGCAGCAGCUGCAGCUUCUGGAGAAGGAAUAGCCGCAGGGACGGCAGGAACUCCUGUGGGCACGAAGGAAACGGAUUCCGCAGGAGCUGAGGAACAGCCGAAUCCGAUGAUGAAAGACCGUACUAUCGGCAUUGCGGGGAGCGAACAAGCAUCUGGUGAACCGGUUGAAGGGCUACGAGAACAUCAACGAAAUCAAGGAGCAGAAACUGAAACCACAUCGACGUCACCAGCAAGCAAGCAGUUUGCGCGCUCAACCGGAAGGGUGACUGGCAAUCAAGAUGGAGUUACUAACUCUCAUGCGGGUCCUCGGCCCGGAGAAGUGUUGGAAUUUGGUGCAGCAGCUUCUGCGAGCCAGGAUGGUCCAGUGGUGACGACGACGUCAAGCACGAGCAUCUCGCCGCCACGAGGCGUGCACGUGUCAAGAAACAGCUUACGAAUGGUGAAUCGCGCAGGUAAGGUGAAGGACUCUAUUUUGCUUGCGUGUUAACUAUAUCACACCCGCUGGCGCUGCCAUUGAGUCACCACGAUCACGGAUCCCACCUCCGACGAUGUUGUAGCUUAUUUUUGAUGCGGUCACCGUCGGGACAGGCACAGGCUGCGUGUGUAUUUUCUUGCAAAUGUAACCAAGUUUUCCUUUUCACGUAGGUCGUUGAUCAUCCAUGAACCUGCAUCAAAUUCAAUUUAGGUACAGCCUCCACCUUUGGUCUGCAGGCACCGUCGCCGGUCCAGCUAGACCUUCCGCCCGGAGUUUAUUCGCUAGCAUCAAAUGUAGUUGCUGACACAAGAACUACAGCCUUGAAUUCUUUUUAUCUUCCAGCAGCGCUAGAGGAUCUCGCGCCACGUCGUCGGAGCAGCUCCACCCAGAGAUCCAGGUCUUCCAUUUCGCCAAUGGUGCGACCGACUACAGUCUCAACAACAACAGCAAACCACCCGGGUCACAGUAGUCUCUCACCAAGCAACGGCACCAACCCAAACCACUUCGGCGUUCCCAACGCUAGUCUUCCCCCGUUGAUGAUGGGAGGAAAUACUACAACUACAUCGUCUACUAGUACCCGCCUGACACCAGGAGCCUCACUGCUGGUGAUGCAAGGCGACUCGAAAGCAGACGGGACCACAGGAGAUACUGUGUGGGGGCAUUCGCCCGUAGCACAGGGUAUGAUCUUUUCGAGCACCAGGAUGGACAAACGCACUCUGUUGCAGAACUCCCGGGCCGCGACGUCGCCGGCGUUGGUGCCUCGCCAGUCUAGCCCGCCGAGGCGCAAGGAGCCAGCUUUGCAGACAAGGAAUUCGCUGCUCUCUUUCAGUGGGCCAAGCAGCGCAAGCAUAAAGUUGUUGGGUGGUAGACGAGAGCAGGAGGACACGACGGUAUGAGUGUUUUUUUGCUCGUCUUGCUUUUGGGUCAAGAAUCUGAUCAUCAUGAUAGAUUUACUUACAUGCUGGGCAUUGAUCACGUUGACAAACAUGCAUUUUUUGUGAUUUCAUUUGCAAUUGCAACUUAUUCCUGAAGCUGAAAUCAACCACUUACGUACAAAAGGGCUUCCCAACGCACGACCGCGAGCCGCAGAUGCUAAACGUAAACCUUUAUCCGGCGCAGAAGUCGCCCCUAUUGCCGCCGCAACCGGCGACGCGUCCGCAGAGGAAAAUGGGGAUAAGCAUAAAAAACCAGACGGGAAGUACAAGUCCUCUCAGUGGGCGAGCUAGCGAGCUUUACAUGGACGGGACCCCGGUGCGGCUGCUCGGACUGUCCUUGUACGAGGAUGAACAGUAUGUGUAGCGAAAAGUCAUCAAUAAAAUGAUCAAGAGUAAUUGCCUGGCUGUACUUCUUUGAAUUUCAAUUCAUUUUCAAGUGCACCUUCAAUAAAAUAAAAUAUUUUGUUUGAGAACUUUGCUAAACUCGAAUGGAAAAUAAACCUGCUCGUCGCUACUGCUGUCUGAGCUUUUUACCACAUACUAAAUGUUACACACCACUAAAAUGGAACGGAUGCACAUGCUUCUACUCCUCGUUGCAAUCGAAGGUAGAAGAUAUGGCCUUUAAUUAUCAUUGCAGAUGGUUUUUUCUUCAGUUUCACCCACACAUAUAAUCAUUUGUAAAAUAAAGUUGUCAAACUCAAACAUGUGUGAGAGAGCCGACAACAUCUCCCUGCUGCGGCCCAGAUGCAACAUUGCAGCAAGGAGCUUUCUGUCGCAGUUUUUUUG
This is a messenger RNA of Amoebophrya sp. A120, 5684 nucleotides long. The record is from the annotation of a GenBank genome assembly. NCBI's taxonomy places the organism in Eukaryota, Dinophyceae, Syndiniales, Amoebophryaceae.